AUGUUACCAUUUAAGCCGCUAAGUCAGUUUAUUUUUCAAUUUGUUUUUAUAACUUCUACUGCUUUGGGGAAAGCCUUUAUACAGGCAUAUAAAGAAAUUAUAAAAAACAAGAAUAAUACAAAUUUAAUAAAAGAGAAAUAUAAUUCAUAUAUGAAUGUUGAAGAGGCUUUAAAUAUUUUAAAUUUAGACAGAAAUAAAAUUUAUAAAAAAUUAACAAAAGAAGAAUUAAUGUCACUAAAAGAAGAAAUAAAUAAUAGACAUAUCGUUUUAAAUAAACUCAACGCAAAAUCUGGGGCAUACAAUGGAUCUGCUUAUAUACAAAAAAAGGCAGAAGUAGCAAAAAAUAUUUUGUUUCAACAUUUAAAAUUAGAUUAA
Molecule: messenger RNA, 375 nt
Organism: Plasmodium berghei ANKA
Lineage: Eukaryota; Apicomplexa; Aconoidasida; Haemosporida; Plasmodiidae
Product: mitochondrial import inner membrane translocase subunit TIM16, putative
Exons: 2
Coding region: 1-375 (124 amino acids)
Biological process (GO): protein import into mitochondrial matrix
Cellular component (GO): TIM23 mitochondrial import inner membrane translocase complex
Source: RefSeq, a predicted model, not a curated record